GCACCGAGACACCGAUCAAAAUGACGGGCCAAUACAAAUACAGCGCCUCGCCACCAACGCGGUGGAAGUUGAGUUGCAUAGUCAGCCCCAUAAAGGCAAAGUACCAGCACGGCAGCUCAGCUAGCUGCCUCCAGUCCAGAAAAUGGCGGGUAUCGUAUUCGAAGAUGAAGACAAAGUUGAUCUUGUGCUCGUGCCACACGCGGCAGGCAAGCGUGAACAGGAUGACGAGGAGGUUGAUGAGGAAGUAGCCAGCGUAUAUCUGCAGCAGAUAGCUGGUGUUGACGCCCAACGUGGGGUCGUCGGGGUGGUACGUGUCUGCUAUACUGGCGGCCUUGAUGAGGCCCUGGAUGCUCAGACUGGCGCCGGCCGCGAUCAGCACGCCGUUGCGGAACGUGUUGUCGGUGUAGUCGCCGGCUCGCGCAAUCUUAAUGCGCAGCUUGCCGACCGCCACCUUGUGGUUGCCUCGCUCGAAGUACCGCGCGUAGAGGUCUUCGACGGAUCGAAUGUGGCCUUCGAUGACGUCGCUGUUGACGAACCAGGCCCCGCUGACUUUGUCGUUCAUGUAGCGCAUGGACGGGCGUGCGUGUACGGUCUUAUCGUACUUUUUGUUGAUCUUGCGGAACGCUGUGCGGUUGAGCAGGGCGUACGACUUCAGCAGCUCGAGCCCGCGGUAGUACUCCUGCAGGGCGACCUUGAGCUUCCGCUUCGCCGACUGGUAGGGUACUUCUGGCAGGUCUGGACGUCGAGCAAAGUCACGGCGGUCGUCGUUGUGGAUCGUGGGCUGGAGGACCGAUGGGGUCGCGAGCGCCGUCAUGGCUUUGGUGCUCGUUCCGUAUUUGCCGGCGCUCACUGCCUCGAGCGCGGCAUCGAUUGGAUUCAGCCAGGAAGCGCUCACUUGCUGACCUGUCAGCUUUUGCUCGUGGGCGUGCUCGUCGAAUUUUUUCGCCUGACCAUCCGCUGGAUGCUUCUUGUUUGCCUUCUGCUUCAUCUUGGCCGUCUGACGCUGGAUCAGCUCGUCCAGCCGUCGGUCCCUCAUGAUAUGCAGCUGGUCGCGCAGCACAGCCAAGCGACUGGUCGACUCGUCCUCCUUCUCCUUGUAGAAGUGCUCGACCUUCUCCAGCUCCGCAUCCAGAAACUGGAAGAACUCGGCCUGGCGGAAGUCGAGCUCCUUGUAGGCCUCGAGCGGGACGUCGGCGGGGCUCGGUUCGGGGUCCGGGGCGCCCAUGGACAGGACGCGCUUGAUGAACGGCCGCGGGUGCGGGUCAACGCCAGAGCCAGGCCCCGGCAUCGAGUUCAUGCGCUUCGGGCUGAAGAUGCUGCGGUAGCGUGCCGGCAGCGACGCGUGCUUCUUGCUUGGCGUCCUCGUCUUCCCAACUUCAAAAGCAUUGCCGUCGCCGGGCGACGGCAGCUUGACGGACUUGUGCUUGCGCAGCGAUGCUGCAGCAGGGCCGCCGGGCGACGCGUCCAUGGCAGCGCCUGGCAGCCGCAGCGACGGCGGCGGCCGCCCCCGCUCCGGGCUUGCAUCCUUGCCGCUGUGCGGGCUCCCGACGAAGCUGCCAUAGCUCGUGCCCAGCCCGUUGUGCGUGUUUCCGCCUGCUGCGAGCGGGGUCUCCUCGGGCGUGCGCGGGAGGUUUGACGAGUAUCCGCGCGGGCGGCUGCCGUUGGGUCUGAUGGACAGGCUGCGGCUGGGGUCGGGCACGUCGGCCGGGUCGUUCGCCUCGCGGCUCAGGCCGUCGCGGUUCAGGAACGAGUACUUUGGAGCGACGUCGGACGAGUUGGGCAGCAGGUUGGUGCCGCGGCGGCGCAGGCGCGGCGUCUGGUUCACGUUGCGCAGCGCGCGGUCGAUGGCCUUGAGCUUCUUCUUCCCGAGCUUGUAGUCGAGAUACUUCAGUCGCCAUUCAGGGACGAGAUCGCGCUCGAGCUCCCUAGCUCUGUUAGCCGCUGGCUGGAUUGUUUGGUAGCACCGAUUACUUUGCGAACUUCAUGUCGGCGC
Boeremia exigua is the source of this 1993-nucleotide messenger RNA. RefSeq lists its product as uncharacterized. The coding region runs from base 143 to 1636 and encodes 497 amino acids. The record is from RefSeq and is a predicted model, not a curated record. The transcript is spliced from 4 exons. Lineage: Eukaryota; Fungi; Ascomycota; Dothideomycetes; Pleosporales; Didymellaceae.